GCAGAAUAAAGUCGACGCCCGCAGGUUAAGGGUUCGAAUUCUUCUCCAGAAGUAUCCAUUCUUCUCUUCGUCCGUCCCAAAGAUUCAAAGUCUCUUGCCUUUCCCGUUUAUCGGCAAAAUCGGCGUUCACUAGCUCCAAUUCGAGCUCCCUGUCUCCGGCUGAGUCUUGCGGGGAUGGACGUGGUGGCGAAGCUGAAGCGGGGGGUCUCGCGGCAGCUCUCGCUGGGGUCGCUGUCGAAGAGCAGGUUCAGCCUCCGGCGGCAGGCCUCGCUCGACCCGAGGCUCGGUAGCGCCAGCCGGUUCACCUUCGGGCGGCAGUCGUCGCUCGAUCCCAACCGGCGGAGCCCCGUGAGGGGGGAGCUCGGUUUGCCGGAGAAUCUGGACGCCACCAUGCGGCUUAUGUUCAUGGCGUGCCAGGGGGACGCCCCAGGGGUCGAGGACCUCCUCAAGGAUGGGUUAGACGUGAACAGCAUCGAUCUCGACGGGAGGACGGCGUUGCACAUCGCCGCGUGUGAAGGGCAUGUGGAUGUCGUCAGGCUGUUGCUCAGCUGGCGAGCCAACAUUGAUGCUAGAGAUCGGUGGGGAAGCACGGCUUCUGCGGAUGCUAAGUACUAUGGGAACGAUGAGGUCUACGGUCUCUUGAAGGCCAGAGGAGCCAAAACCCCGAAAACUAGAAAAACUCCAAUGACAGUUUAUAAUCCCCAAGAAGUUCCUGAGUAUGAGCUGAACCCAGCAGAACUUCACUUCCGGCGAGGUGAUGAACUCCAAAAGGGCACAUGUCAAGUAGCUAAGUGGAAUGGAACAAAGGUUUCUGUGAAGAUGCUUGAUCAGGAUGCCUAUUCAGAUCCAGUUGCCAUAAAUUCUUUCAAGAAUGAGCUCACUUUGAUGCAGAAGACUCGACAUCCUAAUGUGGUCCAGUUUAUUGGAGCCGUUACACAGAAUUUACCCAUGAUGAUCGUUUCUGAGCAUCUUCCAAAAGGUGACCUGGGGAGCUAUCUUAAAAAUAAAGGACGCCUACGGAUGAAUAAAGCUCUUCGAUUUGCCCUGGACAUCGCCAGGGGCAUAAAUUAUCUUCAUGAGUGCAAACCAGACCCAAUAAUCCAUUGUCACUUAAGACCAAAAAAUGUUUUGCUAGAUGAUGGUGGUCAGUUGAAGGUGGCAGGCUUUGGCUCGAUUAAGAUGUUGAAAAUAUCUCCUGACAGAUACAAGCUAGUGAAUCCCAUGGCUGAUACUAACAGUUCAUAUAUUGCACCAGAGUUGUACAAGAAUGAAAUAUUUGAUAAAAGUGUUGAUUCAUUCUCUUUCGGUCUUAUCCUUUAUGAGAUGAUCGAAGGAAUUCCAGCUUUCCACAUCCACACCAAGGCUCCUGAAGAAUUCGCUAAAAUGAUUUGUUUGGAAGGGAGCAGUCAAAUAUAAAAGACUAGAUCUAAGAAUUAUCCUGCUGAUUUAAAUGGGUAAGCUUUUCAUCCUAAUUUAUAGACUUCUGCUAGUCCCGGUUGGGGGUUACACAUGUUUUUGAUGGCAACAUUAUUAUGAGUAAAUAUUAUGCAAAAUGAUACAUGCUUGAGUAGAAUUAAAUCAAGAAUUGAUAUAAACAGAUUUACAGAUAGUUCUUUGUUUUCAAUUGUAUAAAAUUUGUAAGGCCAGCAUCCCAGAUUCUUUAGCCGAGUCCCUUGCCAAAGUACAUUUAGAGAAUAUGCAGAGCACCUUACAUGAUAGCGUUACUAAUCAUAAGAUCUUAUUGCUACUCUGUUUCAUAUCUACACUUCGAAGUAAGCUCUGUUUAUGUGGUGUGAUCUAAGGUUAUUUGCAAAGUGUAAUUAGCAAGAUUCUGAACGAAUUUGGCUGUAAUUUUUUGUUUGAUUCAUACUGCCUUGAUCAUGGAUUCAGUAGGAAGUAUUUUAAUAUGCUGAAAGAGAUAGUGGGAUCUGUCAAAAUUAGUAAAUUUGGCAAUGGCUUUUAUAAUAGGUGUGCUUGAGUUGUACAAGUAUAGUUUUUUUUUGGGGGGGUAAGAAAGAAACACAAGAUUGAUGUUAAGUUUUUCCAGCUGCUACUUGUCUUAAUUACUUAAAUUGAGUUUUUUUAGUUACUUAAGUAGACUUAAUUGUGAUAACCAUUCACAUGAGUGCAUUUUGUCUUUCCCAAAAUGUGGAUAAACAAAUUUCAUCAGGAUCCCUUGAUAAUUUUAAUCAGCAGUUUGAACUCUUAAAUCUUGUUUCAGUUGCUUGAUUUUUGCUGUCAAAAACUCUUUGUUUUGCCAUGGUGUUGGCACUAAUAGUUCCAUUGUAAAUUAUCCAUGCUAUUUCUGUAGUAAUGAUAAAUUCUUGUUAUUUGUUUGAAAGAAAGAUAAUGACCCUCUAUGGUUGAUCAAUUAUUUGAUUCAUCUUUGGAGGUUUAGAUAAGUCUUCUAAAUAUUUGACUCAAGUCCCUAACUCUGAUUGUAAAUUUCAUAGUCACUGUUUGUGUUAAACUUUUCAUAGAUUGCGACAAUAAUAUGGAGUUCAAUUCAUUUCUAUUAACUAUUCCCGGUGUGUUUUGCACCCUAUUCUGGUCAACUUUAUCAUGGAACACCAUUAGUUGCAUAUCUAUUUAAACAAGGUGCCUUUGUUUGACUUUGAAUCCUAUAGUCAUUGAGGAGGCUGUGAGACAAGAUCAUUUUGUUAUGGCUAGAUCAGAUGGAGCAUCCUGGGUUUCUGUUUCCCUGGUUUCUAAUGUUCUGCCUUAUGUUAUGUUCAUGUCAUUUCUUUCCUUUCAUUGUCCAAACAUGAAAGUCUUUUUCUGUUAGAUUCUGGAGACAUUUCUAAUGAAGAGGUUGAUUAGACAUAGUGGUGAACCAAAAUGUUUGACCCAAUCAAUCAUAAUGCUGGAAAUGUUGCUUGUGCGAAAUCUGUGGGAUCCCUGUGAUUUUUACACUUCCAAGUUCUUACUAAGAUAAAAUAGUUGUGUUCAAGAUCAGUUCCUCCAGGUAAAGAACAGCAACUCUUUGUCAUUCAUUACAAGCCAGAUUAGAUUGCAAGUUGUAAUAUGCAUACCGAAUAAUAAUCAUCUGAUACAAAUCAAAGCAGUUGUUUGAGAUACCUUUGGAAGAGAUCGUGGCUUGAAUUUUCUAGCUUCCAUCUUCUUGUUCGGAAGGUUAAUAAAAAGAGAUCUCUGUUGCCUGCAUGAUGAGAAUCUAAACAACUGGCAAAGGUCGUCGAAAGAUUCAAUAAGAUUGAAGCAGAAGCACAGGGUUUCAUGUGCUGAAGCACAAAGAUUUGACCAGGUUGCUACUGAGUUCCUUCGAAAUAUAUUUUAUGCAUUUCGUGCAUGUUAAUUUUCCUAGUGUUGGCUAAAAUCAUCUUUACAAAAAUCUGCUUUAUAUUAUGGUCAAUCAAGGGACAA
Molecule: messenger RNA, 3381 nt
Organism: Musa acuminata AAA Group (dessert banana)
Lineage: Eukaryota; Viridiplantae; Streptophyta; Magnoliopsida; Zingiberales; Musaceae
Product: integrin-linked protein kinase 1-like
Exons: 11
Coding region: 175-1416 (413 amino acids)
Biological process (GO): protein phosphorylation
Molecular function (GO): protein binding; ATP binding; protein serine/threonine kinase activity
Source: RefSeq, a predicted model, not a curated record